UGUUUUUUAAAGAGAGAAAAAAAAAAUAUUAGUGGAAAUAAAGUGAGCAUAUAUAUAUAUAUGAUGACUUCUGAGAUUCAUACAACAAAGCAAAAUGACUACAGAAACAAUUAUACAAGGAGCGAUUUUGGCACUGACCUUUGUUACGUUUUGGGCGAUUAAGUAUCUCUCUCAAAGAGGCCUAACCAAAUUUCGAAACAAACACCGAGCCACACUCCAAACCCAGCGUCAGCUCAUCCAAGCCUCACGUCUCCUCGCUCGAGCCCGAACCACACCUAAGAAAUCCCAAUCUCAAUCUCUCGCCAAGACGGCGCUCAGUGAAGCCGACGAUGUGAUCUCGAUUUCACCGGACGAUGCAGCUGGUCAUAUCGUCCGUGCCUUAGCUCUAGAUCUGCUUGGUCACCACACCUCUGCUCUCAAAUCGUUCGAUACGGCGCUGACUUAUCCGCGUUUGAAGUCUCUUUCGGUGGGAGAACGCGCCGAUGCGCUUGUUAAAAGAGCUGAGAUGAAACUGGCUGUGAAUCGGCGACGUAGGAUUGAUUCGGCGAUUGAGGAUCUGGAAGAGGCGGUGAGGCUUGCCGCCGGCACGGAUACGGCGAGACUAUUCCGUCUACUGGGCGAGUGUUAUGAGUUCAAGGGCUUGAAUGAGAAGGCCCAUUGGGCUUUUAAUGAAUCUUUAAAAGUCGCAACCAAGUUCAGCAACGGCUCGUGAUGGAUAAGAAAAAAAAGACCGGACUUAAUAUAUCUCUUUGAAUUUUCUCAUUGUACCCUGCUACUUUUCGCUAUUUUUGUUUUGCGGCUAUAACUUUAGUAAAAUGCUUUCAUGACCCCUACAAGAGCUUCUCCCUUGUAUUUAAAGAGUGUUCAUUCAAUUGUGCUUUUAGAACUAUGAAAAUGGGAGAAGGUAUUUCAUAAAUGGAAACAGAGUUACUCCGAUAAG
Camelina sativa (false flax) is the source of this 940-nucleotide messenger RNA. RefSeq lists its product as uncharacterized. Gene Ontology annotation, molecular function: protein binding. Lineage: Eukaryota; Viridiplantae; Streptophyta; Magnoliopsida; Brassicales; Brassicaceae. The record is from RefSeq and is a predicted model, not a curated record.